CGUCUCUCGACAGCCCUCGUCUAGUCCCCGAGGCUCGCCUGCAGUGGAGCAUCAGCUGCUCCGACAUAAGCCCACAGCUACACAGCGCUCCAAUCGGCCCUCGCCACCACAUGCACGCGCUCUUCUCCGACGCCUGGAACGAGAACGCCAUUCUCCAAAGGCAGCUCACGCGUGUCCAGGGCCAUCUUGACGCAGCAAACGCCGAUAUUGACGAUCUAGUGGUCGAGAACGCAACCAUAUGCCACCAGAUGGACCGUCUCACCCGCGACCUGGAGAUCGAACAGCUCCGCCGCGACGAGGCUGACUCCAUGUGCCGCGAUGCGACAGCAAAGAUGUCCUCCCAAAGGUCGAUGCUCUCUUCCCUCCAAUCGGCUAACGCCGCGCUUCGAUUUGAGCUCGCAAACCUCAAGGCCGAACGCGACGAACUGGUAGCCGAGAGGAAAGAACCAUCCGACCUGCAGCAGGAACACGAUGAAGAGGUCGAAGCGUUACAAGGCACGCUUGUUCGGACGAAGAAGGAACUCGAAGGAGCUAAGAGAGAGCUGAGGAAGUUGAAGAGAGCGGCUGCAGGAAUUCCUGAGCUGCAUGUCAUAUCUCCAGAUGGGAAAGUCAUACCUCAUGGUAAUGCUUCGAGCUCUACAGAUUCAUUGACAGAGGAUCAGAGCAUCGCGAUGAGGGAACGCCUCACGCUUGCGUACACCGAGGUCGUCAGCCUCAGAGACCAGUGCGAAUCUUUGCGUCGUCGCGCUGACGAAAACGCAGAGCUGCAAGAAGAUAUCAAGCUCCUUCUUGCUCAGCGUUCGGAUCUCUGGAAUCAGGUCGACUCAUCCAAGAGCGCCUGCCACAAACUGGAAGAAGAAAACAAGAAGUACUUCCACCAGUACGUGGAGCUCAGAGCUGCGCUCACCAAGGUGGAGAAGCGAACCGGAAUCGCGAUUUCCGUUAUCGAAGAGGAGGAAGAAGAGCCCGAAGUUUCGCUGGCUGCCCAGGUUUGCCGUUCGGCAUUCGAUGACGACUCUGACGACGAGUCCAUCGGCUCUUCAACCUCUUCCUACUCGAUGGCGUCAACAGAUGAUUUCGACACGUCUUUGUCGUCUGAGGUUUACACACCUCAUACAUCAGUUCCAUCCUCACCCCAUUCUCGUUCACUCUCCCCACCCCCUUCUCCUUUGUUUACGAUGCCCUCAUGGGUCCCGCGUUUCGACUCCGAUUGCACGGAUUUCGCAUUCGAAGUCGUUCCGGACUCACCCCUCGCGGAUGCCAUUUCCGCAUAUGCCAGUACCCACCAGCCCAUCGAAGCCAAUCAUCGACCAUUCGUUGCGCGUCGUGGUCUCGGCAUUCCCAUCGUUCGUCCUUCUUGGCCCUCCAUUAGCUCCGUCGAUGCCCCUCUCGAUGAAGCGUCCAUAAAGCGGAAGGCUAUUCUGGAUCUGGACGAUGCGACGCCCAAGACUCGUCGUAAGCGCGGAGACAGUUGAUGUGUCUUGUUUGCAGUGCGUUUUUGUUUGCAGAGUUUUUUUUUUCUCUCCCUCGGGGGUUUCCAGAACGAGGAAAAAAGUACUUUCUCUCGAGGUCUCAUCGCCGCUUAUACCUGUUCUUCCACGUCUGCCCUUUAAAGUGGCACGGGAAACCAUCUAUUCGCGGUUCUGUUUUCUCUUGGAUUUGCGGAUCU
Suillus clintonianus is the source of this 1669-nucleotide messenger RNA. RefSeq lists its product as uncharacterized. The record is from RefSeq and is a predicted model, not a curated record. Lineage: Eukaryota; Fungi; Basidiomycota; Agaricomycetes; Boletales; Suillaceae. The coding region runs from base 111 to 1475 and encodes 454 amino acids. The transcript has 8 exons.